UGUCUCCUCUCCAAACGGUGCGCUCUCCGAAGUAGUGCUUUGCUCUCUGGGACUUGAAGCGGCUGGGACGCAAAAUGGGAUGCAGAAGUGUGCUGGGAUGGUGUUUGCUUUCGGCGCUGUCCUGUUGCCUCCUUCCUGGCUGCAGAGGUAACAUAACCGUGGCGGUGAUGCUCCCGGACAACUACCAUAAGUACCCAUGGGCUCUGCCGCGCGUCUUCCCGGCCAUCCUCAUGGCGCACGAGGACCUGCAGAGCAAACACGGGGUGCUGCUCGACCGCCCCAUCAACAUUCUCCACUACAGCACCGAGGACCCCGUCGCGGGCUCCUGCGCCGAGAGCCGGGCGCAGGUGGUGGCUGUGGACGCCAAGCUUUACAUCCGCCCUGACGCUUUCUUCGGACCAGGGUGCGUGUACCCGCUCGCCUCCGUGGGGCGUUUUGCAUCCCACUGGAAACUCCCGCUGAUAACAGCCGGAGGACCCGCGUACGGCUUCGACAAGCGAGAUGAGUACCAGACCAUAGUGCGCAGCGGGCCGUCCACAACGAAGCUAGGGGACUUCGCCAACGUGCUACACACACACUUCAACUGGACGUCCCAGGCCGUGGUGAUCUACCACGACCUGCGACAGGACGACAGGCCGCACUACUUCCUCUCGGAGGGGAUCUACCUGAACCUGAAGGAGCAGAUGAACAUCACGGUGGAGGCCCAGCCUUACGAGGACGACUACAAGUACUACAAAGAUCUCAUUACUUUCAUGAAGGAACGCGGGAGAAUCGUAUACAUCUGCGGCCCACUGGACACUUUCCUGAACAUCAUGAAACUGUUUCAGAGUGAGAUCCAGGACCCAGAAAACUACGCCAUCUUCUAUCUGGAUGUGUUUGCUGAAAGCCUGGUGAAUCGCAAACCAUGGCAGAACAAUGACUCUGACUGGGCCGAUCCCAUCAAGAUCUUCAAGACUGUAUUUGUCAUAACAUAUCGAGCUCCUGAUAAUCCAGAGUACAAAGACUUUCAGAAGAGACUCCAUGCCAGAGCUCAGAGGGAUUUUGGUGUGCAUUUAGAACCAUCACUGAUGGACUACAUUGCUGGCAGCUUCUAUGAUGGUUUCGUACUCUAUGCAAAGGCCUUGGAGGAGACGCUGUUGGACGGUGGAGCCCAGAAUGAUGGCAUUGACAUCACAACGAGGAUGCAGAAUCGCCGAUUCUGGGGAGUGACGGGACUUGUUACCACUGACCACAAAAAUGCCAGGGAUGUAGAUGUCAGCCUGUGGGCGAUGACCAACCAGGAGACAGGAGAGUACAGGCCUGUUGCCUACUACAAUGGAACUAUCAAAGAGAUUAUUUGGUCCCAGCAAGAAAAGAUCCACUGGCCCAGUGGAGGCCCACCGCUGGAUAACCCCCCCUGUGUGUUUUCUAAUGACGACCCCUCCUGUAAUGAUGGUCAUCUGCCCGUUCUGGGUAUUGUAGCUGUGGGAUCCAGCUUAGCGCUCAUCAUUUUUGGAAUCAGCAGCUUCCUCAUUUACAGGAAGCUGAAGCUGGAGAAAGAGCUGGCUGGAAUGCUGUGGAGGAUUCGAUGGGAGGACCUUCAGUUUGAGAGCCCCAAUAAAUACCACAAACGAGCCGGCAGUCGACUCACCCUCUCACAGAGAGGCUCCAGCUACGGCUCCCUGAUAACUGCCCAUGGAAAAUAUCAGCUAUUUGCAAAAACAGGCUAUUUUAAGGGGAACCUGGUGGCCAUUAAGCACGUCAACAAGAAGAGGAUAGAGCUGACCCGACAAGUUUUACUAGAACUCAAACAUAUGAGGGACGUUCAGUUCAACCAUCUCACCAGGUUCAUCGGGGCCUGCAUUGACCCUCCCAACAUCUGCAUUGUAACAGAGUACUGUCCCAGAGGCAGCCUGCAGGACAUUUUGGAGAAUGAGAGCAUCAACCUGGACUGGAUGUUCCGCUACUCGCUAAUCAACGACAUUGUGAAGGGAAUGAACUAUCUCCACAACAGCUACAUCGGCUGCCAUGGAAAUCUGAAGUCAUCUAAUUGUGUGGUGGACAGUCGAUUUGUUUUGAAAAUCACAGAUUAUGGCUUGGCCAGCUUCCGCUCGUCCGGCGAAAAUGAUGACUCGCACGCACUCUAUGCAAAGAAGCUCUGGACAGCUCCUGAGCUGCUCAUAUAUGACCACCAUCCUCCUCAAGGGACUCCAAAGGGCGAUGUGUACAGUUUUGGCAUCAUACUGCAGGAGAUAGCCCUGAGGAAUGGCCCUUUCUAUGUGGAAGGCAUGGACCUCAGCCCUAAAGAGAUCGUGCAGAAGGUGAGGAACGGUCAAAAGCCAUACUUUCGGCCAACAACAGACAAUAGAUGCCACUCAGAGGAGCUGACUAUCCUGAUGGAGGGCUGCUGGGCCGAAGACCCUGCAGACAGGCCUGACUUUGGCCACAUCAAGAUCUACAUGGCCAAACUCAACAAGGAAGGCAGUACCAGUAUUCUUAACAAUCUGCUGUCCAGGAUGGAGCAGUAUGCCAACAACCUGGAGAAUUUGGUGGAGGAGCGAACACAAGCCUACUUGGAGGAGAAAAGAAAAGCCGAAAACCUCCUCUAUCAAAUUUUACCACAUUCAGUAGCGGAACAGCUAAAACGAGGGGAGACAGUCCAGGCGGAGGCAUUUGACAGUGUCACAAUUUACUUCAGCGACAUCGUGGGCUUCACAUCCAUGUCUGCAGAGAGUACGCCGCUGCAGGUUGUCACAUUGCUUAAUGAUCUAUACACUUGUUUUGAUGCCAUCAUCGAUAACUUUGAUGUAUAUAAGGUGGAGACCAUCGGCGACGCCUACAUGGUGGUGUCAGGGCUGCCGGUGCAGAAUGGGAAACUCCAUGCCAGGGAGAUUGCUGGAAUGUCGCUGGCAUUGUUGGAACAGGUCAAAACAUUUAAGAUCCGACACAGACCCAACGACCAGCUGAGACUCAGGAUAGGUAUACACACAGGUCCAGUCUGUGCCGGCGUGGUUGGUUUGAAAAUGCCAAGAUACUGUUUGUUUGGAGAUACCGUAAAUACAGCAUCUCGUAUGGAGUCCAAUGGAGAGGCCUUGAAAAUCCACGUAUCCUCAGCCACCAAAGAAGUGCUGGAUGAGUUUGGUUACUUUAAUCUCCAGCUACGAGGAGAUGUGGAAAUGAAGGGCAAAGGCAAAAUGAGAACAUACUGGCUUCUUGGGGAGAAGACUGACGUGUAUGUUAUCUGAGAGGCCUGCUGAUAAUGUGGUAGCAGCAGCGGAGACGACAGCAGAAGCUCUGGUGGCCAAGCCACUACUUUAUUUGUUCUAGAAUAAGUCCAUAUUGGUGAUUUCCGUGCAGAGGAAAAGUGAAUGGCACCAUAUGACAAAAAACGAGGGCGUUCCAGGUAUAUUUAUUACCUGAAUACUACAACUGCAAAAAAAAGAGUUUAAAAAAAGUCAACGUUUCUUUUUGUAUGAAGAACCUUUCUGUGCAGAGAGUGAGUACUUUUCACUGAUAAAUUCUUAUUUUUUGUGCUUUCUAUAUUAAAAUUUGUAUGUGUUUGGAAGUUAAUGAUUGUAUUAAUAUUUCCUUGAAACAUUCAUUGAAGUUUAAAGGCACAGCAUUGCAAUCACUGCAGGGGUUCAUCAACCGUGUUACACAGUACAAAAUAAUAUGUAUAUAUGUAUAUCCAAAAUACUGUAAGAUAUU
Monopterus albus (swamp eel) is the source of this 3687-nucleotide messenger RNA. It is a transcript of the gene npr2, whose product is annotated as natriuretic peptide receptor 2. Gene Ontology annotation, biological process: cGMP biosynthetic process; intracellular signal transduction; receptor guanylyl cyclase signaling pathway. The transcript has 22 exons. Gene Ontology annotation, molecular function: ATP binding; peptide hormone binding; natriuretic peptide receptor activity. Lineage: Eukaryota; Metazoa; Chordata; Actinopteri; Synbranchiformes; Synbranchidae. Bases 75 to 3224 code for a protein of 1049 amino acids. The record is from RefSeq and is a predicted model, not a curated record. Gene Ontology annotation, cellular component: plasma membrane.